GCGCGCGUGCACGACACCGACAGAGCGCGUGCGCUGGAGCGCCUGGUAACAGGCAGCAGAGACGAAGGAAACUCCUCCCUGUUGACAAGCAGCUCUCCAGCCUUCAGCGCGAUGGUCUCCUGGAUUAUUUCUAGGCUUGUGGUGCUCGUAUUUGGGACGCUUUACCCUGCGUACUCUUCAUAUAAAGCUGUUAAAUCGAAAGAUGUGAGAGAAUAUGUAAAAUGGAUGAUGUAUUGGAUUAUAUUUGCACUGUUCACUACAGCUGAAGUGAUCACAGAUAUAUUUUUGUGCUGGCUUCCGUUCUACUAUGAGCUCAAAAUUGCCUUUGUGGUGUGGUUACUUUCACCAUACACAAAGGGAUCCAGUGUGCUUUAUAGGAAAUUUGUCCACCCCACAUUGUCCUCUAAAGAAAAGGACAUUGAUGAAUACCUGUGCCAAGCAAAGGACAAAAGUUAUGACACUCUGGUGCAUUUUGGAAGAAAAGGCCUGAAUGUGGCUGCCACAGCUGCAGUGAUGGCUGCUACCAAGGGUCAGGGUGUGCUAUCAGAUCGGCUGCGGAGUUUCAGCAUGCAGGACCUGUCCUCCUUGCAGUCAGAAGGUCAGGCAAGAAGCCCUGCUUCAGUCAUCACUCAGCAAGCAUCUAGCCAGCAACACAGAACACGGGCCAUGAUGCGCAGCAAAUCAGAGACUGGCUACAGCAAGGCCUCCUCCUAGAGCCUUAAGACCUGUCACCAGAUCCAGAUCAAAGAACACCCUAUCUCCAAACCCUGAGGCCAUGUGACUGUGCGUACGCUGCGAGACUGCUUUAGCUGCCUUAGCUGCAACAUGAGGACAUGGAACAAAAGAGGAGACAGAUGGGGGGGAAAAAAUGCUUGGGAACGCAGCCAAAAAGAUCAAAUAUUUAAAGCAGCCUUGUUCUUGAACGAGGUAACCAAAGCGAUGUGCAACCUUUUCGCUUCUGAUCUUUGACACUGGAGGGGGGGAGGGUGUGCUGAGGUAACUUGUGUAUGCAGCACCAUUCAAAGACUCGAACACUUUUGAACCUUUUUUUGUGUUGUACAUAUUUACCAUACGUGAGUGUUUUCUUUAAUUCAUAUAACAUUGGGAGAGACAGAAGCAUGCAUGUCCCUCUGUCAGUCAGUCAUGAAAACAACACCAGAAUGUAUUGUCUGUCAGCACCUAAGCGUUGUACAGUAGCCAGUAUGGUCACCCAUGGAGGUGCGGCCCUCUCCAUGUCUUAAAGGGCUACUCUCCAUUGGGUUUUCUAACACUCUCUACCUACCCUCUUGUCCAGAGCACAGGUGGGUAGUCAUAGUGCAAAGCAAACUUUAGUGCACAAGUUCAGGUGAGGUUAUGGCUUUUUUUUUCUUUAUUUGGAGAAAUCUCUGUUGAGAUGUAGCAAGGCCUCAGAGCAAAACAAUCCAUCAACAAACUCAAAUGUUUGUUUACCAAGAGUGACUUUUAUAUGCAGGCUUGUAAUUUAACCAAAAAAACCCAAAAAAACAGAGACAGCACGAUAUCACUUUUUCUUUUCCAAUACUGAUGCCAUAAUUUUGAGUAUCAGCCGAUACCAAUUUAAUGUUCCUUCUUUAAAAACUGUGGACCUUUCAAAGUUUUUAACGAAACGCCUCACCCAAGAUGAGCAUUUAAAAGUAGGUCAUUAUGCUUAAACUACGGAAACACUUUGCUACCCCAUAGUAAAAAAACACACAGCUAACAUCACCACAUAUCGGCCCUUGUUCAUCAAAGUUCCGUACAGUCAAAUCUAAUCAAUGAGCGCGCUCAAAUUUCACUGACAGGUUUGCUAUUUAUCAUUUUUAUACUUGGCAUGAUCAAUCUUGCAUCUAGUAGAUUAAUAAUCACACUACACUAACACAUCAUUAUGUUUUAUUUACAUUUUACUAUUUCCAGUCGUAAUUUAAACACUAUAACAAUAUUUGAUCAAAAGGGAAGCGGUACACUCGCUGCUCAACCUCAAACUCCAGCUAUGAGCUCAGCCAUUGGCUCACUGAAUACUUUUGUUUUAUUGACUCCCAACCAAAACAUCUGCAUGAAAUAGGAUAUGCUUCAUGUAAAUGAAUACAUCACUGCAGGGGGUCAAAUCUGCGCUCUUUUUUGUGCAACUUUGAUGAAAAAAGGCUAUUGUGAGUGAGUGCUGUCUUAGGAUAGAUUUGUUGGAGGAUUUGAGCGCAUUUGUGUUUUUCCCUCUGAUAUCUGAUUCAACUUUGUCUGUUGAUAUCGGCUCGAUGCUGAUAUCUGGUAUAGGAUCAGUGCAAUCUUUAGUUGUCAGUAAUUACGUUUACAUGCACACCACUGGAUUAAUAUUAGUCUGAUUAGGACUGCUAGUCUAAGCUAUGAUCAUGCAAACAGCAUGAUUCAACUGUAAUGGUCUGAUUAAAGUCUUCGUCGACUCAAGUUUUUUAAAACUGAAACGUGAUCCAGGCAGAUAUUAGCUAGAAUAUUAGAGAUAGAUUUAGACAUAUAAACACUGAAAUCACCUCACUGAGUCAAGCGUGAAGCUCUUGUAACAUUUUGCGGCUUUGUCUGUAUUACUGCAAAUGCAAACAACAGAAGGUGACGCCAAGGCCUUUUGCAGAGAGGAAGAGAUGUUAAGUGUUGUCAGAAAGCGACGUGGUUAGAUGUUUAAAUGGAAGGAGAAAAAAGGAAAACAAAUAUAUUAAACAGAGGAAAACUCAUGCAUAGAUAAAUAUAUAAAUAAAUAUAUAAUUAAGGAAGCAUUUCAUGAUAUAAAAUCAGACUGCGGUGAUGUACAUUAAUGAGACGAUAAAUGGACUGUUCCUUCAUACUGGUAAACAUCUUGGUUCAGUCUAGUUUCUUAGACAAACUAAGAACUUUUGUUCUUGUGUGCAUUUAACAUAAUUAAUGAGGAUAUCAAUCAAGACAUGUAUAUAUAAUAUAAUCAAGAAAGGACAAUGUGCAAUGCUGUAACUUUACAGCCGACUCUAUGAAAUAUUGGAAUAUAAAACGCUAACACUUACUUCCGUCCUCUUUGCAUUAUCUGGUUAUACCAUUAAUAAUAAGACAGUUUAUGAUUAUGGAUGAUCACAAAAGCAAGGAAAAUUGAUCAAAUAUGUAAUAACAUUUAUUCAAGGAAAUUCAUUACAACUUUGAGGAAGAUAUUGCCUGAUUUAGUUGUUAGUUGUAAUCGAGUCAUCAUUUCACAGUUGCAAAAAUUUUUACAUUAUAUGUUUAGGACCUUAUUUAAAUAUCUCUGAUUAGUGCAAAUAGACUGAAUGUCACUAUAGUUUCAGUUGCCAUGUUAAUUGUUUGUUCACUUUUCUAAACUUUGGUGUUGCAUGAAUUCACAUCAAAUGUGGACAGUAUGAGUGGGUUCUGUUUUUUUGCCUCUUCAUGUGUUUUGGGGUCCUCUGUAUUAACACGUUUAUGUACCAUAUUAGAGCUUGAAUGAGCAGUAGUGGAGCUCUGUGGUGGUCAUUGUUACAUACAUACUGGAUUGUGAAUACGGUACAGUACAUCAGUACUUCACACACUAAGUGUAGUUUAGUUCUUGUAGCAUUCACAUAUUUAGCCAUAGGUGGGAGCCAAAGAGCCAGGCCCCUUACAUGUCACAACACUGUGCAGUCACACUGUUAUACUUUACUGAGCAGUUCAAACUGAGCACAACUCAAAGUUGUGGCACUCCAUCUUAAAAAUGCAUGUUAGGAUCAAAUGUAAACUGGAGCUGUACAACCCCCCACCCCUGAUCAGUGACAGCGCUUUGAAACCUCCUGAAGGCACAUCUACCACUGUUCUCCACUGGCCCAUGUCAAAGGGAAUUUCUGACAAUGUAUCUAUUGAGUUUAGAAUAUGAUGACAAUCAUAGUUUAUUUUGAACUGUUGAGUUUCUUCAGAAAUCAGGUAGCAAAUGCUUAUAUGGGUUUGUGGCUACAGAAAUUAAUCUUUUUUUCAGUAGUGUGGUUAGCGUUAACUAAAUAACUGCCUCAGGUAUAGUUUGUUUCAUUUUAAACAGGAAUUCCACCAAUUUUGCAAAAUUACUAUAUAAUUCAAUCAUGGUCAUUCAGAGCAGGCUGAUAUGAUAUGGUUUGCUGUAGACAAACUCGGAUUUAUUUACAGUGAACUGGGGUUGUAACAUCCGCAACAUAAAUAUAUCCAUUUUAUUUACUGUCAAAAAUAUCCAGUGAAAAUGUAUAAUACAUGUAUAAUAGAGCAAAUCCGCCAAAAUAGUAAAUAAAUAAUAAUGAUAAUAAAUUUUAAAAAAUGAAAAGGUGUCUUUAAGUACUAUUUUGCCUUACAACACCCUGCAUGUACCUCUCUGGAUUUUAAAAAUCUAUAUUUUAACCCAAAACUAUUUCAGAAGUCUCAUUAAACUGUAUUUGUAUGUUUAUCUGUAAUCACUUAAGGUUAUAGCUUUUUGUAAAGUAUCUAUUAGAAGUGUUAAACUCUCAGAUUCCUGGUUCCUAUCACAACCACUGUGAACAAUUCUGACUCAUUAGUUUCUAGAGAAUGGUGCAUUUCACAUCAAACCUUUCUGAAUGUUAUUUACAUGUUUAAGAUUGAAAUAUGCAGAACAUUUUAAAAAUUGGUGGAAUUCCCCUUCCUACUGCUGUAUGUUUACACUUUAAACUACUGACAGUGAAAAAGAAGGGCAGAAUCAAACACAGUAAUUUUGGCAGCAGACAGACCAUUAGAAAAACAUGUACAUUUUAAAAUGAAUUAAAAUGUUUCUGAAUGCUGUGUGUCAGACCACUUCGAUGACUGUCUUUAGCGUCCAGCCUGCAUCAUUUUUGCUGUACAAAAUCUGCAUGAAAUAUUUCCUACCACUCAUUUAAGUGCUCUGUGUGAAUUCAUUGUCGGCCUCAUCUGAUGCUACACUGAUGGUAGUAGUCUUAGAUUGCUUGAAUAUUGUUUUUGUUUUUUUCUUUUUCGUUAUAUAAGCAAGUUAUUAAAGGCACAACCUUUCCUACUGCCUGAAAACCAGGCUAACCGCUGAAAUGCAUCUAUUCCACAUGUAUGUGUGUGAAGCUUAGACCAACUUUAAGCCUUUAAUAUUCUAUUCAAACCUGAGAAAUGUGAGAGCGGUGUCCUUGUGCUUUAAUAUAAAUUACUCUAACAGAGGUCAUGCUUAAAGUAGAGGCUGUGCCUUUAAAGACUAAUAAGCCUUUAUUUUAUUCAGUGUAUUUUGACUUUGAAAUAUUGUUAAUUUUUGUUAAUCUAUGUGUUAAAAGCUCCCUGUACUUGAGCCAGAUUGUUUGAAAGAGGAAGAAGUAAAGAAAAUGUCAAUAUG
Pygocentrus nattereri (red-bellied piranha) is the source of this 5266-nucleotide messenger RNA. It is a transcript of the gene reep1, whose product is annotated as receptor accessory protein 1. The record is from RefSeq and is a predicted model, not a curated record. Lineage: Eukaryota; Metazoa; Chordata; Actinopteri; Characiformes; Serrasalmidae. Gene Ontology annotation, molecular function: microtubule binding. Gene Ontology annotation, biological process: endoplasmic reticulum tubular network organization. The coding region runs from base 112 to 714 and encodes 200 amino acids. Gene Ontology annotation, cellular component: endoplasmic reticulum membrane; endoplasmic reticulum tubular network; cytoplasmic microtubule. The transcript has 7 exons.